Panicum virgatum (switchgrass) is the source of this 1453-nucleotide messenger RNA. RefSeq lists its product as uncharacterized. The record is from RefSeq and is a predicted model, not a curated record. NCBI's taxonomy places the organism in Eukaryota, Viridiplantae, Streptophyta, Magnoliopsida, Poales, Poaceae. The transcript is spliced from 4 exons. Gene Ontology annotation, molecular function: DNA binding. Bases 1 to 864 code for a protein of 287 amino acids.
AUGCACACUGUGGAGGCGGAGGCGCACAGGCGCUUAGCACUGCUCCCCAAUUGCUCCAAUCUCAUCGCACGGUGGGAUCGCCAGAUCUGUGGCCGCUGGCUUCGCUUUCUUCCAGGCUACCAACGCCGUCUCCGUUGCAGGGUCGCUGUCAGAGCUAGGGCUACAAAAUCGGGCGGCGCGGGUCGCUCGCCGCCGUCGGCAGGCAGGAAGAGUGUGGCCUCGCAGCUGGUGGAGCUAGCUACUCUUCUCAGGUCUCGUUUCCACUCCCAGGCGGAGGCAGUCCCGGCCGGUGGAGGAGGAGGAUGGACGAGGAAGACGGCUGCCACCGCCACCACACCAUCCGGGUCGCGUCGUCCUCCCCAGUUCUGUUUUAAAUCAAUACACCAAGCUGCCGCCGACCGCGCCGACGGCCAAGCCGCCGCUGACCCGGAUUCAUCUGCACCAACAGAUCACAGAGUCACAGAGAAACAUCUCGAGAUGUCUUCUCUUCAGUUAGAGGCCUCUGGUACAAGUGAGAGCACUGGUAAUAGUUCGUCACAAACACCAAAUAGAAAGGCACCAAUCUGGGAGUAUUAUGAGCCGGAAUUGGUCAGGAUAGAUGGUGCACUAAAAGCAAUUUGCAAGUACUGUGGAACAAAGUUGAUUGCAAAUAGAAAAUCAGGUACAAAUAGCCUUCGAACUCACAUUGCAGAGUACUGCCCCAAAGUCCCUAAUGAUGAUAGGAACAGAUUUGUCGCUACAAUGAAGAAAAAGCCAGAUGGUUGUCCAUUCACCUUUAAUAAGCAGAGAAGUCGUGACCUGAUGAUUGCAUGGAUUGUUAGAGCUGAUGUAGCUUUCAACAAGUUUGAUGAUGAAGGUUUUUAGCCUUGGAUGGAGUCAAUGCAACCUACUUUUAGCGGCAUAGGGAGACAAACGAUUCGUAAUGAUUGUGUUGCUAAGUUUGAGAGAGCAAAGAAUUACGAAGUGAACUUCAGAGUCUUAGCUCUCGUAUAUGCUUCACUUCGGAUCUUUGGACAUCAAACCAAAAGUUGGGAUAUCUUUGUGUUACAACCCACUAUAUUGGCCCUGAUUUUGUUUUGAAGAAAAAGAUAAUUGCAUUUAAGGAUGUGAAGUAUCCACAUACAGGUGUUGCUAUUGAGGAAGCCAUUACAACUGUUCUGACAGACUAUGGAAUCAAAGAGAAGAUGAUAUUGCCUUAAUUUAGAUGUAGUUGUUGAGAAACUUGUAUGAUAGCUACAUGGUUUUUAGUAGUAUCUGAAGGUUGGAUCUGUUGCUUCAGAGGUGACUUUAGUAGUUGAUACAGCAUAUAACUUACAGUCAGUAGUGAUUAUGUUUUUUUUUUAGUUUCUUGCAGGAGCAUUUGAUGUAAUCUGGAAGCUGCGACCUAUUAUCUCUCAGCUGGUUCUUUCCGUCUAAUUGUCAAGCAAUAUUUUUCCAUGAAGUGUAGUUUAUG